Molecule: messenger RNA, 3861 nt
Organism: Anguilla rostrata (American eel)
Lineage: Eukaryota; Metazoa; Chordata; Actinopteri; Anguilliformes; Anguillidae
Gene: aldh18a1
Product: aldehyde dehydrogenase 18 family, member A1
Exons: 18
Coding region: 267-2699 (810 amino acids)
Cellular component (GO): mitochondrion; cytoplasm
Molecular function (GO): glutamate-5-semialdehyde dehydrogenase (NADP+) activity; ATP binding; glutamate 5-kinase activity
Source: RefSeq, a predicted model, not a curated record
AACUGUUACGUUGGAGACUCCAGAACUCGACGUACGUGGCGUUACUGACAGCUAGGGAAAUUCUACGUUCUUUACGUAAGUACAGGCGUAGAAUGAACUGUUCAGGAAGGACGUGUAAAGAAAGAAUAUGGCUGGUGCGAGAAGAUAUUAGACUGUGACUACAUACUGCCCGCCGCCGCGUCAUUUGAUAUUAAAUCCUGAAUAAAGUGAGCAUACGUUUCUUUUAACGUUUGAUUGUGUGGUCUCCUGGCUUUAGUGAGGUCAACAUGCUGUUGCAGAGGCUUGCCUUGUGCUCAAGGCUGAAGGUGGGGAAAUGGAACGCUUCAGUAAACGCUUGUCCCCGGUUAUCCAGAGCUGCCUCCCAGGCCAAACAUCUGCCUGUCUGUGCGUCACUCAGACACGCCGCUGUGCGGCACUGGAGUAACGUCCCUUUCAUUACAGUGCCGCUCACGCGCGCCCACGGUAAGUCCUUCGCCCACCGCAGCGAGCUGAAGCAGGCCAAGCGCAUCGUGGUGAAGCUGGGCAGCGCCGUGGUCACCCGCGGCGACGAGUGCGGCCUGGCCCUGGGACGCCUGGCCUCCAUAGUGGAGCAGGUGGCGGUUCUGCAGAACCAGGGCAGGGAGAUGAUGAUAGUGACCAGCGGUGCAGUGGCGUUUGGAAAACAGCGGCUGAGACACGAGAUCCUGCUCUCUCAGAGCGUCCGACAGGCUCUGCACUCUGGCCAGAACCAGCUGAAACACAUGACGGUUCCGGUUCUGGAGGCCCGGGCGUGUGCGGCUGCGGGCCAGAGUGGCCUGAUGGCCCUGUAUGAAGCCAUGUUCACCCAGUACAGCACCUGCACUGCCCAGAUCCUGGUUACGAACCUGGACUUCCAUGACGAGCAGAAGAGGCGGAACCUGAACAGCACGCUGCACGAGCUCCUGCGCAUGAACAUCGUGCCCAUCAUCAACACCAACGACGCCGUGGUCCCCCCGCCCGAACCCAACAGCGACCUGCAGGGGGUAAACGUGAUCAGCAUCAAGGACAACGACAGCCUGGCGGCCCGCCUCGCCGUGGAGAUGAAGGCAGACCUGCUCAUCGCUCUCUCUGAUGUGGAAGGGCUGUACGACAGCCCCCCAGGGUUGGACGACGCCAAGCUCAUUGAUAUUUUCUAUCCUGGCGACCAGCAAUCCAUCACCUACGGGACAAAGUCCAGAGUUGGAAUUGGAGGCAUGGAGGCGAAGGUCAAAGCAGCGCUGUGGGCCCUACAGGGGGGCACGUCCGUCGUCAUUGCCAACGGCACGCACCCCAAAGUCACGGGCCACGUCAUCACAGACAUCGUCGAGGGAAAGAAAGUGGGGACGUUCUUCUCCGAGGUCAAACCAGCUGGCCCCACUGUGGAGCAGCAGGCGGAGAUGGCGCGGCACGGCGGCCGGACGCUGGCGGCGCUCCUGCCUGAACAGAGAAGCGAGGUCAUCUGCUACCUGGCGGACCUCCUGACUGAGAAGAAGGAUGAGAUCCUGGAUGCGAACAAGAAAGACAUGGAUCUGGCUGCCAGUACAGGCAGGCUAACUCCGCCCCUGUUGAAGAGGCUGAGCCUGUCCUCGGCCAAGCUGAACAGCCUGGCCAUCGGCCUGCGCCAGAUCGCCGUGUCGUCCCAGGACAGCGUGGGCCGCGUCAUCCGCCGCACCCGCGUGGCCAACAACCUGGAGCUGGAGCAGAUCACCGUGCCCAUCGGCGUGCUGCUCGUCAUCUUCGAGUCCCGCCCAGACUGCCUCCCCCAGGUUUCUGCUCUGGCCAUCGCCAGCGGCAACGCACUUCUGCUGAAAGGAGGGAAGGAGGCGGCCAACACCAACCGCAUCCUGCACCAGCUGACCCAGGAAGCGCUCUCCAUCCACGGGGUCAAGGAUGCUGUGCAGCUGGUGAGCACCAGGGAGGAGGUUGAGGACCUCUGCCGGCUGGAUAAGCUCAUCGAUUUGAUCAUCCCGCGCGGCUCCUCCCAGCUGGUGAGGGACAUCCAGAGGGCGGCCAAGGGCAUCCCGGUCCUCGGCCACAGCGAGGGCGUCUGCCACGUGUACGUGGACUCAGACGCCAGCAUCGACAAGGUCAUCAAGAUCGUCAGAGACUCUAAAUGUGACUACCCUGCGGCCUGCAAUGCCAUGGAGACGCUGUUGGUGCACAGAGAUCUGCUGAGGUCCCCUGUGUUCGAUCAGAUAAUAGACAUGCUGAGAGUGGAACGGGUGAAGAUCCACGCGGGGCCCAGGUUCGCGUCCUACCUGACCUUCAGCCCCUCGGAGGUCAAAUCCCUGCGCACGGAGUACGGAGACCUGGAGUGCUGCAUCGAGGUGGUGGACAGCAUGCAGGACGCCAUCGACCACAUCCACAAGUACGGCAGCUCCCACACCGACGUCAUCGUCACGGAGAACGAAGAGACGGCCGAGCAGUUCCUCCAGCAGCUGGACAGCGCGUGCGUGUUCUGGAACGCCAGCUCGCGAUUCGCCGACGGAUACCGCUUCGGACUGGGGGCGGAGGUGGGCAUCAGCACAGCGCGCAUCCACGCCCGGGGCCCUGUGGGCCUGGAGGGGCUCCUGACCACCAAGUGGGUCCUGCGUGGCGACGGGCACACGGCCGCUGACUUCUCCGAGCAGGGCAGCAUGAAGUUCCUGCACGAGAACAUCCCCAUCGCCCCAGGCCUGCCUGGACAGAGGACCUCCAACUAAACACUCCUCCCUCCCCUCCUCUCCCUUCCUCUCCCAAGCCAAAACAUCCCUUCAGGACCUGCUUCUAUGACACAAAGGUCAACCUUCAAUACUGAGGUCAUUCAAGGAAUCCAGACGCACUUCUGCCCCAGCUAUAACCUCUGACUUCCCCUAUGAACUGUUCAGUGGACUGCCCUGGCUUCUUCAUGUGUAGCUUCAUUUCCAAUCCUGGGGGGAAACAAGGUUUUUUUUUUUAAACUUAAGUUCCCCUUUUUUUAUAUGAACUGAACUAAAGAAUCUGAGAUGGAUGACAGAUUUUCUCCUGACCCUGAUAUUUUUCAUUGUACAAUUCAAUGUCUUCAUUUCAUUUGGGAAUUCAAGUCACCUGAGGUUCCAGGUGUGAGUUAGUUGGUGUGAGAGACAGUUUAGUCUCGAACUGGGUAAACUUUUCCCAGGUGUAAAAGAGCAACUCGGUUAGGGGGUGUUAGACACACCCUUAGAGUAACUGUUAAAAAGCCGUUGUAAGGCAAUACAGGAAGACCGCUAUGGACGUGACUGUUUUGGGGCUGGAACUGAAGAAGCACUAUAAGAGGAUAACCCACCACAGCUGAUGGACUUAGUUCUCAUCCCGAGUGAAGUGCAUAUGCUGAAUUUCACAUUCAUGCAGUUUUAUUUUUGUCCCAAGGAAUUCACGCACGCACCUGGCUCAGGGUAACAAAAGCAGUGUGCCUGCCCAGGAUUGUAACCACAGCGUUCUGGUUUUGGGGCCAUUUUCUCUCCUGAUUUUGCCAUGUGUCAGACGCCAUUUAUCAUUGAAUUUGACAGCGGUAUAGGAAAGGUGGAGGGCCACCUGAAUAUUGGGACUAUUCUGCCCCCCCACACUCCCACUAUUGCUUAAAAUUUAUUUUUAUUUUUUUUGUAUUUUGUCGUAGUCCUCUCUGUGUGGGUUCCUUUUGUGGGGCCUGUGAUUUGGAGCUUCCUCCUCUGUCCUCUCAGGGUCCCGAGCCGCAGCCUUGGGGACCUGGCGCCUUCUCUCCGCUUCUCCCUUGCCCAUUGAAUGGGCAUCCUGUCAGCACAGAGCACAGGAAGGUUACAGAAUGACCUCAUUUCCUGUGCAGUAGGACAUUCUUUUGGGUCAUGUAAAUUAUGGCAGGUGUCACAGAAUAAAGUUUUUGGUCAAUGA